Messenger RNA from Malaya genurostris, 4431 nucleotides. RefSeq names its product protein phosphatase PHLPP-like protein (gene Phlpp). The record is from RefSeq and is a predicted model, not a curated record. Gene Ontology annotation, molecular function: protein binding. The transcript is spliced from 8 exons. Bases 1 to 4395 code for a protein of 1464 amino acids. Lineage: Eukaryota; Metazoa; Arthropoda; Insecta; Diptera; Culicidae.
AUGGAGAUAGUAAGCUACAAUUCGACUCAACAGGAUCCAAUGAGUUGUGGCGGUGCUAAGCCUAAGCAACAAGUACACACUAAUGGUACUCUCAAAUCGAUUAAACAGCGAAGAAUGGCUAGAUUGCAUCAUCAGCAGGCAGAUCAUCACAAAAUAGGGAAUCGUUUGGUCGUGCGCGCCGAAGUUAAUUAUAAUAAAUCAACUAGCUCAGAGGAUAGUGAUAGCAACAAUGAGCAUAAUUACAACUAUGCGUCAAAAUGCAGCGGCAACAGUAAUCGGUUGGAUAGUGGCGUGGCCAGUAAAAGUGACUCCAUCAGUUCUGACAGCGCCUCCGGUGGUAAACCCGUUAAUCUGACUCUAUCAAGAAUGUCGCUGUUAUGGAAUACCAGCGGUUGGAUACGGGUUUACUGUGGCCCGGAUCGAAGUGAUGUAAGCUGUGAAGACCCGAGCCGUAUGGUGCACGUGGUCACAACCGCAACUACUCUGGAUGUUGUCAAAGACAUGGAUCUACCGAUGGAUUACACAUUGUGGGUUCAAAUCGGUGGAACCAAAACACGUCGGUUGGAGGAGAAUGAGUAUCCUUUGCUGGUUCAAGAAGAAUUUCUCAAGUCACUCGGAUAUCUAGACGAAUCCCGUCGGGCACGGCUUGGUAUUGAUCCUGAGCUGAAAUACUUGUUGCGGUUUCAUAUUGGUCCACUCGAAAUUCCGAUGUGUAAAGGUGUGCUGCGGUCCGGUUCAGUAGAGAUUCUGAAAGGGCUGGUGUUUCCGCAAUGGCGAAAACGUUAUUUGGCCAUUGUCGGUAGCAAAUUGAUCAUAUACCCUGCUAACGCUAGCAUGACACCGGAAGUAUAUGAACUGGCUGGAGCCAAUAUCUUCGAACACGCACCAGGUUACAAUCGAUUAAUCAUAAAAAUAGUACCAAAGUCAACUGAGAACGGCAGUGCUAGUAAAACGAAAGAAAAUCUCUUUACCGACAGUUCUACUACUACACACCUCUACCAUAGCAAUGCCAGUAUUCAUUCAAUCAACGAUCGAGACCCUGUAUUGUUCCUCGGAUUUGAAGAGUCUUGGGAACGUGAUCUGUGGAGCGGCUGGCUGUCUGAGACUAAAUCCAACGAUGACGAUGACCAUAAGCGAUUGGAUCUUGGAGAUUCGGGAUUGCAACAUAUUCCGGAGUUGCUUAUGCAAUCAUCGGAAAACGUGGAGGAGCUGCUGGCUGGGAAGAACAAACUUCAAGAAUUAGCUCUGCGAGCAUUGGGUCAAUUCUCUCAUCUGAAAGUAUUAAGACUGAACGAAAACGGACUGAAGUGUUUUCCCGAAAGCCUGUAUAAUCUUCGAAGUUUACGUGAGUUAGAUUUGGGGCAUAAUGAAAUCAGAAAGCUUCCUGAAAGAAUAGUAUUGCUGACGAGCUUGGAGGAGUUGAAUUUGGAGAAAAAUGAACUGCAAGAUUUACCCAACUGCUUACACAGGCUGGACAACUUGAAAAGUUUGAAUGUAGCGUACAACCAGUUGGAAACAUUGCCUUACUUUAUGGUGAACAAUAUGCGAUCCACACGUUUUUUCCAUAGGAGCGAUUCUCUGAGAAGCGGACAUAGGAGAGAUUCAUUGGAAAAGGAUGAUGAUAAAACUGAACCCGCCUUGACCAAAGUGAAUCUGCGUGGUAAUCAGCUUAAAGGAAGCAUUAUUCUGGGUAAUUAUGGGCUGCUUACUCAAUUGGAUGUUAGUGAAAACUCUAUCGAGAACAUGGACUUGUCGGCGCUGGACAAACUUGAGACUAUUCAGUGCUGUCGGAAUAAUUUGAAAGAGUUAACGCUUAACGGACGGCAUUUGCAUUCUUUAAUUGUAGGAAAUAAUAAUCUUACGCAAAUCCUGGUUCGAGUAACACCGAACAAUCUCAAACAUGUCGACAUCAGCUUCAAUCAUCUACGAGAACUUCCGGAAUGGCUAGUCGGUUGUCAUCAACUUCGCACUUUGUAUGCGAAUAACAAUCAACUGCAUGUGAUAUCGGAGCAUUUGCUGAAUAACGAACACACGAUGCUUGUUACUCUUCACUUAGCUUACAAUAAUCUUACCAAUUUCCCUCCGUUGUUAAAACGGAAACUGCCACUUCAAAAGCUGUACCUGCAAUGUAAUCAAAUAGAAGAUCUGCCAGAAAAAUUUUUCAUAUCAUGUGAACGGUUGACUAUUCUUAAUAUCUCCAGCAACAAGCUGAUGACCUUACCAAUCAUUUUUGGCACGAAUUGCCUUUUGGAGCGGCUAUAUGCAACGAACAAUAGCCUUUCGGAUCGGGUUCUCGACAGUCUGAUCUGUUUACCACGACUGAAAGUUCUUCAUAUUGGAUACAAUUUGCUCACGACUCUUCCGGAAACAUGCAUCACGUGCUGGGGUGAGCUAGAAGAAUUAGUUAUUUCUGGAAACAAGUUACGGCAUCUUCCGGAGAAUUUAACUAAUCUACGAACUCUGCGCGUCUUAAGGGUUCACUCCAAUCAACUGCAAACAGUACCAGCAUUGGCGAAAAAUCUGAGUCUUCGAGUAUUAGAUCUUGCCCAUAAUCAGUUGGAUAGAGUCAAUAUGAUGUCUCUUGUAUCGAAGGAACUGCAGUUUUUGGAUUUGUCCAGCAACAGUCAACUUCAGGUCGACCCGCGUCAAUUGGAAGCUUGUCAAUCACAAAGGCCAAUGAGCUUAGUGGAUGUCUCGGGAAAAAAUAGACCCACACUGCCAACUGCACCUUGGCCGUAUCAAGAGAACGAUGAAUUUGAGCCAUGUUGGAAGGUUGGCUUUGCUGAAACAUCUGGUUGUCUUCCCAAACUAUACAUUUCACAGUUACGGUUACCUGCGUUCUGCAAUUCCGAAGGCCUCUUUGGGAUGUUCGACGGUGGAGUUAGUAACAUUAUUCCCAAUAUGCUGAUCAAAGCUAUUCCAAAGAUAUUGUUGGAGGAAAGAACUGUUAAGGAAACUGCCAAUGAUUACAUGAAGUAUACGUUACUUUCGGCUCAUCGAGAACUGAAGCAGUUGGGUCAGCAAGAAGUGGUCAACGCUACGCUUUGUCACAUCUCUAGGAGUAAGAUUCCCAGCGAGGCAAUGAGCUAUUUGCCGCAAGCAGCCGGUGGACGGAAAUUCAUUUUACGGGUAGCUUGCAUUGGGGACAGUUCAGUUGUGCUGGUCAAGCACAAUCGAUGCAUACAAUUGACGUCUGGAAAAUCAUAUAAGAAACUCGGUUUGAGUGUGAAUUUUUCAGAAAUAGUGCCUGAUCCAGAGGUGCAGGAGGUAGUUUUAAGUGAUGCGGAUGAAUACUUGGUGAUAGGAAACAAGAAAUUGUGGGAAGUAAUUACAAUGGAGACGGUGGCGGAAGAGAUUCGGAAGGAGGAAAAUAUUUUAUUAGCGGCGAAACGGGUGCAGGAUAUUGCUCAAAGUUAUGGAGCCGAGGAGAAUAUUAGUAUAAUUAUUGUUAAAUUUAACAAUUUGGGAACGGAUAUUGAUUUUCUAAUGCGAGAGCUGAGGCAGACAAUUCGGAACAAGUCUGCAAGCGGAGGAAGUAUUUCAUCAGGUUUUUGUAAGUGCGGUUGUUGUUGUGAGUCGAACAACAGCUGCUGUCAUUCGGGUGCGUCGAGCUCAUUUGUCAGACACUCAUCGGGAAGAAGUGACCGGUCAUCGCCUAGUGGUCAAAGUGAUCAAACAUCAGGAAGAGAAACACCUGUUACUGGGGCAAAACCAAAAUAUCCGGAAAUGACUAUAUUCAAUGGCAGAAAACAAACCGGAUAUUUGACUAACGAACGGAGAAGUUUACGUGGGGGUGUGGUCCGAGCAGUUCGGGCGAGAAUCGAAGAAGAGAAGGAUCGUGAGGAAUCUGACUCGGCCAUGUCGGACGAACAAUUUAAAUGUUGGGAGUACAUGCUGGAACAGAAUACUCAACUCUUAUUUGACAAAGAACUAAAUACGAUAUCGCGUGCUUUUGUCAAACGUCCGCAGUCGAACCUAGCGAAGCUUCAUAUGAAAUCGUUGUCUUCCAGUUCACCCCAGCUUGCACUAGAAAACGACAACGGAGUGCCUUCCGCCGGUAGUAGUUGUAAUACAUCAGGAAACUCCUUACGAUCGGCUCCCUUUCUGUCGCAGCAUUUUGGUAGCACACGAUCUAUCCAGCCAGCUACUUCGCAAAACUUUUUUAAACCAAUUCGAUAUAACACAACACGUCCUCAGCCGAUAAAUGCUGGUCCUAAUGCGGCGUACUUUGGUUCUAUUCAAAGGCUAAUGCCUUAUAAUUUGGAAUACGAUAUGAGUAAUUUACAGGAACAAUACAAUAUCAAUAAUGAUGGAAGCACUAUCGAACUGGACACAGUAGAUCCGGAAGGAGGCCGCAUGCAGCAGUAUUGGGGAGUUGCAACAACAGAACUGUGAGAGCAUUCUUUCAAUAUGGAUUAAUUUCAGUAUGGC